AUGACUUGGGCAGAUUUGGUGCAGGCUUUUAGCAAGAAGUAUUACUGUGCGGCCGUGUUAGCAACCAAAGUAGAUGAGUUCAUGACUUUGGUUCAGGGAAAUCUAUCUGUCCUCAUUAUACAAAGAAGUUUGAUAGGUUGGCAAAAUUCGCUCUUGAAGUUGUACCAACUGAAGCUCUGCGAGUCCAAAGAAUUGGGAGUUGGCAAUGCUCAUGUGUUGGAAUCAUUUUAUGUUGAUGAACAGAAGAUUAUCUUCUCUUAUUGGUUGUUUUUGUGUAGAACGGUGAGGAAGAUUGUGAAUUUGGAUGAUCACAUUGCAUUGGCCUGUGCUAGGCUCAAAGCUGAUGCUUGUGCCUUGAUAAAUAAGGUGAGAAUUGAAUGUCAAAGCCACCAACUUACGGUUGAGAAUCCAGUAACUGUUGAGUAUAUUACUCGCUACAUUGCUUGUCUUCAACAGAAGUAUACACAAAGUGGUGGUGUUAGACCAUUUGGGCUUUCAACCUUGAUUAUUGGCUUUGACCCAUACACAGGUGCACCGGCACUAUAUCAGACAGAUCCUUUUGGGACAUUUUCAGCCUGGAAAGCAAAUGCCACUGGAAGAAACUCUAACUCAUUACGUGAGUUUCUCGAGAAAAACUACAAGGAGACAGCUGGGCAAGAAACCGUCAAGCUCGCCAUUCGUGCUUUGCUUGAGGGGAAUCAGCAACGAAGAGAAAGUACAUCUGAGGCAAAAACUGGUAUCCCAUUUAAGAGAAGAAAACUAUCAGACAACUCUCAUGUUGGCUAUGCUGAUCUCAAAAAUUGCUCGAAUUGA
Molecule: messenger RNA, 813 nt
Organism: Humulus lupulus (European hop)
Lineage: Eukaryota; Viridiplantae; Streptophyta; Magnoliopsida; Rosales; Cannabaceae
Product: proteasome subunit alpha type-7-like
Exons: 4
Coding region: 1-813 (270 amino acids)
Cellular component (GO): proteasome core complex; proteasome core complex, alpha-subunit complex; nucleus
Source: RefSeq, a predicted model, not a curated record